Molecule: messenger RNA, 5684 nt
Organism: Perca fluviatilis (European perch)
Lineage: Eukaryota; Metazoa; Chordata; Actinopteri; Perciformes; Percidae
Product: AP2-associated protein kinase 1-like
Exons: 20
Coding region: 880-4302 (1140 amino acids)
Biological process (GO): protein phosphorylation
Molecular function (GO): protein kinase activity; ATP binding
Source: RefSeq, a predicted model, not a curated record
CGCGCGUCAACAGCAACAGCUAGGAUGUUGCGAUAUCGCUGGCAGCCAAAGAUUGCUGUGGUUGCAGAGAUUAGGCUGCUGGGUUGAAACCUCUGCCUAAUGUUUUGGUAGAUGUCAAAUUCUGUGGUUUCUCAUAUGCAGCAACAGUUGCAACAGACGGAGGCUUUAGUUUCUUGUCGAUUAUGCGUUUGUUUGUGUUGAUAAAAGGCUUCAUCGCGCUAAUGCGUUAGCUUACAAAAAUCACAGUUUUAAUGUAAAUGGAAGCAAUUAAAUAGCUAGGCGGGCAGCUAUGUGCCAUCUAACGGUUGCUUCACUUGACUGAGGAUGGAAAUAUUGUUUCGGCAAACGCUAUCACACAAGUUACACGUCGGAUACGUCGCACUCGAAGACAUUAUCUUCAGAGGAUAACCUGGAUAACCUUACACGAAAUGUCAUAGCGCGUAAGUAGCUAGCACUCAGCUAGCUUGGUAAUGUCUGGACGAGAUGGAGAAGGACCUAAUGUUAUCAUCAGCAGCAACCGACCAUGAACAGCUGGAUGGAUAGCUAAAUAAAUACUUUCUCCGGAGAUGCUUAGCCUCCUGGGUGGUGUAAUUCACUUACAUAACAGCUAGUCGCAGCCGCUCUAUCACCAACUGGCUUGUGUUGGCAAGCAAAUGGGAAAUUUGCCACCAAAAAUCUGGGUUGUCUCAACAUCAUAAGUGACAAAGGCAGCACUGCAUGUUUUGAGGCUACAAAUAGACUUGCUUGAAGCGUCGGAUUCGUUCGGUUUACAAUCUGACCUGCAUUAUCUAUCAGUGCAAUCAUUCAGUGCACAGGAAACAAGCACUUCAUCUGUGUUUCUGUGAUUCAAGCCGCAAAUACUCCUGUCAUUUCGACAACAUGAGGAAGUUCUUUGAUUCUCGUCGGGAGUUGGUGAGCUCUGGGCCUGGGUCUGGAGGAGGAGGUAGCAGCUCUGGGUCCAGUCAUGCAGGCGGUAAUUUCAUUGGCAGAGCUUUCACUGUCGGGCGGCACCAGGUCACUGUUGAGGAGAUAAUUGCUGAAGGUGGCUUUGCAAUUGUGUUCCUCGUGCGAACAAAUCAAGGGGUGCGUUGCGCCCUGAAGAGGAUGUACGUCAACAAUGAGCAUGAUCUGCAGGUGUGCAAAUGCGAGAUUCAAAUAAUGAAGGACCUUGUCGGUCACAAGAAUAUUGUUGGUUAUCUGGACUCCAGUAUUACGGCUAUGGGAUCAAGGGAUGUAUGGGAGGUUCUCAUACUAAUGGACUACUGCAAGGGGGGGCAGGUGGUCAAUUUGAUGAAUCAGAGGCUGCAGACUGGCUUCACUGAGGCUGAGGUGCUGCAGAUCUUCUGUGACACAUGUGAUGCUGUUUCUCGCCUGCACCAGCGAAAGACACCCAUCAUCCACAGAGACCUUAAGGUGGAGAACAUCCUCCUGCAUGACAAGGGUCAUUAUGUGCUGUGUGACUUUGGCAGCGCCACUAACAAGUUCCAGAGCCCACAGACUGAAGGAGUGGCCACUGUGGAGGAAGAGAUCAAAAAGUACACCACUUUAUCAUAUCGUGCCCCUGAGAUGGUGAACCUCUACAAUAACAAGAUUAUCACCACAAAAGCAGAUAUUUGGGCGCUGGGCUGUUUGCUGUACAAAGUGUGCUUCUUCACUCUGCCCUUUGGUGAAAGCCAGGUGGCCAUCUGUGAUGGCAGUUUCACCAUUCCAGACAACUCCCGCUACUCUUAUGAUCUUCACUGCCUCAUUCGGUACAUGCUGGAGCCAGACCCAGACAAAAGACCAGAUAUUUACCAGGUGUCCCAUUUUGCUUUUAAACUAGCUCAGCGGACCUGCCCUGUUCAGAAUGUGAAGAAUUCUCCAAUUCCUUCUAAACUUCCUGAGCCAAUCAAAGCGAGUGAGGCUGCAGCAGCAAAGAAGAGCCAGGCUAAAUCCAGACUGACGGAUCCAAUUCCCACCACUGAAACCUCUAUUACCCCUCGCCAGAGGCCCAAAGCAGCACAUACCCAGCCUGCGGCUGGCAUCCUACCCAUCCAGCCUGCUGCUCUCACCCCUCGCAAGCGGCCUAAUCUCCCUGGUGGUGCAGCACAGCCUGUUGGAGUCAGCUUAAACCUCUCUCAGCCCGCUGUAGCUCUGCAGUCCCAGAAGGCACAGACUUCAGUUCUGCCACUCAUCCAGUCACAAAACAAUUCAAGCCAGGCUGUGGCUCCACAGAAGCAGCCGGUGCAGCCAGCCGCAGCUACAGGAGCAGAAACUACAACAGCAGCAGCUGCAGUCGUAUCAGCAGUGACCAAGGCUGAUGUCCAACCCCAAGCACAGCCAAUAGUUCAGCAACAGACCACACCUCCCUCUGUGGCCAGCGGCACCUCCCAGCAGGCAGCUCAGACUCCAUCGAGCCCGGCCCCACCUCAACGCCCAGCUCGACGCAAGCAGGCUCAGCAGCCAGCACCUCAGCAGCCAGUGGCUCAGCAGCCAGCGGCUCAGCAGCCAGCGCCUCAGCAGCCAGCGCCUCAGCAGCCAGCGGCUCAGCAGCCAGCGGCUCAGCAGCCAGCGCCUCAGCAGCCUGCAGCUCAUCCUUCACCAAGCAAACCGGUCUCUGGUCAGCCGCCUGUAUCUCAGCAGCAGCAGAUAACUCAGCCAUCAGCUGCCCAGGCUCAGCCCGCCUCCACUGAGAUCAGCCAAAAAGCAGCAGUUACGACUACACCUGCUUCUCCAAAGACAAUUGAAGAACGAGGCCACCAACGCACGCCAAGUGACGCCACAGCGAGCAGCGUUGCUGGAGUUCCAGUGAGUGACUCCUUACAGCAGCCACAAGGAGCUAAUGGAGACGCUGCCCUCAAACAAUCACUUCCAUCUCAAGCAAGCACUGCCCAGCUUAUUCAGCUUGGUGUUGGUGAUGCAGGCCAGGACCAAAACAAAGCUGGACCCACUGUUGAUGCCACCAUCACCCCCACACAGCUAGCAUGGAACCCAUUUGACGAUGACAACUUUUCCAACCUCACUGCAGAUGAAUUCAAAACUGAGGACAAAAAGCCUACUGAACUGCCCUCAGAAAUGAAGUCAUCAUCUUCUGUGGAGUUGAUACCAGGCCUGCAGGCCUUAACUAUGGAUUAUACAUCCCAAGAUACUGUUGAAAGAUCAUCAACCAUUCUUGAUGUGGAUUCAGGAGCCUCACUGCUGGUUGUCCCAGAUUCUUUCGGUAUCCUUGAACUGUCCGAUACACCAGAGAAGCUGAUUGAAGGACUGAAAUCUCCAGACACAUCUUCACUCAUGCUACCCGACCUCUUGUCAUUGUCUGAUCCCUUCGGUGGAUCAGUGAGAGAGUCUGCAAAAGACGCUCUCACCGCAGAUGACUCUCUCCUGGGCUGCUCUCUGAUCUCUGGUCUGUCCGCCCCUCCGCCUGCGAGCAGCGCCACCUCCUCCGUCUCUUCUGCUCCCACCUCCGCUGCUUCUGCUAUGGAUGAUUUCAGUCUGUUGUCUGGGGACUCUGCACAGCCUAUAGCAGACUCGUCUCUCCUGAUCUCAGACUUUGAGCCCCAGCAGGUCACUACAGAGGCAGGGACCGAGGAUGAGUUUGAUCCGAUUCCCGUCACAGGCCGGAAGAACUCCCAAGACCUGCAGAGGGAGCUCAACAGUGAUGUACUGCGAGCUGAAGAGGAUCAAAGGCCCCGGAUCCAGCGGAAGACUGCUGCAUGUGUCCAUAAUAAACACACAUUGCCGUCAGAUGAGAGGAGUGUACAGCGCCAUACUAUACCAGCUACUUCCACCAGCCUGCCUUUCGUACCUGUCAACCAAGUAUCCCAGUUCCAGUCCCCAAACAGCCCAGUGACCUCUGACGUCUUCCAGCUGGCCCCUUUUAAAACGCCAGGGAAAGAAAGCAAGAUGGCAUUCAGCAGCUCCUCCUUUUCUGUGUCUCAUUCACCUGUUGAGACGUCUGAUGUUUUCCUGCAGGCACCGUUUGGAAAGAGGCAGGAAACCACCCAAGUUGUUCCUACUAACACUCGCAUAUUUAAGUCUGGUACACAGCAGAUUCAAACCAGCAAACAGUGUCACCUGGUGCCAGUAUCCUCUCCUCUCGGUCCUCCGGUUCUUGGUAUUCGGGCCCUUCCUCUGCACUUGGAAGCGCCUCUGCUCCAGCAGCCAGUGACGGUGCACCGGGUCGUCUCCAGGAUCGGUCAGCAGGCCGCCGUGGGUUCGGUAGCUGUGGGGCCUCUGCAUUCCUGGACCAUCGGGGGAAGACCUCUGGAUGACCCGUUCACUGCUGCGCCUUUUCAGCCGAGAUGCUCUCAGGGGAAACCUUGAUCAUAUAAUUCAUCUCUUAAAAUAUGCCAAGUCAGUGUUUUUUUUCUGUAACUUAAGAAGGAGCCAAAGUAGAGUUCAGUUGCAGUAUUACCCCCAUUUCUAAUGUAGGUUUACCCUUGUCAUUAUUACUGCAGCAUUAAAACAAGUAAAUUAUCCUUUUUACCAAUUAUGUACUUGUUUAAACUUAAUGUUCUACCUCAGUAUUGGUAUUUGCUUUCAGUCUGAGCACAGCAGUGCAUUAUUUCAGCACUUUAUGUGAACUUGGACUAAGACGUUUUUAAGAUGAACUUGAAGGAUUGGUCCUGGACUCAAUUUAGGAUAUCAAAAAGGUUUUUGUUAGAGACCCAAUCUCAGUUUUUAACCAUAUAAAUAACCAUUUCAUUUGAGUAAUGAAUGAAAAGCAUCUAUUUCCCGAUGGUCAUAAAAAUAUAGGUAUGUUUUACUCAGACCUUUACAAACAUUACUGGUUUGAUAUUCUGAUGCGGUUAUAUUUAACAGCAUCAGAAAACAAUAUCUUAGAGAUAAUGUAGCUGUUUUCAGUUUUAGUCUUUGUAUUAAAAACAUGUCAAUCAAUUUGGCACUGAUUGUAGAUUUUUUCUAGUUGUUUACCCUUUUCUUUACAUUUACAAUACGGAUUGUGCCUUUAAUACCAGUCGUAUUAUUUUUUUCAAAAUGGUUGCUGGCCUGCAAGAAGUGCUGCAAAAGAUACCAAACCUUCUGCUGCAAGCCAAAGAAACCAUUGGAAAUUAAAUGUAAUGGUGUGAAAGAUGUUUCACACAGUUGAAUGAUAAAAAAUGUUCAUGCAAGUAUUAAUUUCAUAUUAACAGAGUGAAAACUCUGUAAACUUUGUAUAAAGAUUUUAAGGAAAGAUAGGUGAGUUAUGCAAAAUCCCAAAUGGAUGGUCACUAGAAAGCUGUACUGGAACCAGUAUGAUGUUAAGAUUUGGAAGUCAAUUUAACUGCUUUACUGCUUAAUAAUUGUUCACAGGCUGCACCAUUGCUAAUGGACCUUUUUAUAGUUCUGUUGAAAGGAUUUUGACCCUGCUGGUUUGUCUCUGGUCUUGGUAUUUGAAAUUAAACAUAUCAUUUCUGUGGUUCAAAUUCACUGAUGUCUUAGAGCAAAAAGUGACCGGUCAGAAGAGAUUCUCAAAAAACAUCAUCUCUACCGAGUCAACUUUUUUAGUAAGUGAUGUCAUUUCAAAUAACGCUUCUAAUUUUGCUUUAUACUUUGUCACUGUCACCAUUGUUUUUAAAACCGUGCUGCCUUGCCAUGCUAACAGUAUUUGUAGGCUAUGUUUCUAUAUUAGUAGGCUAGUAAUGCUGGACAUUAGGAAAAGUUGUCUUUAAACUGUAUUUUAUUAAAGUUUUGUAAACAUAAUAGUA